AUGUCGUUGAUGAUAUGGGCGUUUGCUUUACUUUGCUUUGCACUUAGCAAUUUGGUCUCAGCCAAGGAAACGAUCGGGGGUUUGCCCAUAAAUACGGAAUACCUGAUUGUCAGGACCACUUUAAGGGCAUUUGUAACAGCAAAUGACACUGAUUAUGUUUCUAGUUACACCGAUCCUGCUGAUUCCUUCACUAUUUCGAUCCACUGUGAUCCCAGGAGGCUUCGUGCUUUUGAAAACUUGGGCGAUUAUAACCUAACAUGUAGUCUUUCACAUUCCUCAGAUAAGGAUAUUUCUCUCAAUUUCACAUCGGAUUAUCCGGUUUCUGUCAGGCUUGCCGAUCAAUUUAUCCUCAACUUGUCUGCAUCGACGAUUCAAACCACUCAGUAUGUUACUUUUCCUUUGGUGGUGUCACAAAUCGGUGAUGCAUACAUAAUUGCUCGGGCCAUUGUCCUCGGCAAAUCUCAUUUAGCACUGGGAGUGAGGAUAUUGGUUCUUCGAGAAAGCGGAAUCGUUGAUCUGAUCUUUCGUAUCGGUUUGAUUAUCCUUCUUAUGUUGGCAACAUUCUUCAUGGGCUGCGAGGUUGAUAUUAAUGUUAUCAAGUCCUAUGCGAAGAAACCGGUUGGACCGAUUUUGGGAUUUUGUUGUCAAUUUAUCAUCAUGCCUGGUGUGUCCAUAGCACUGGCAAAGUUGACACCUAUUAAUCCCGCUUUUGGCUUCGGCCUCUUCAUCAGUGGCUGCUGUCCUGGUGGUGGUGCCUCAAAUGUUUGGACACGCCUCCUAGGUGGCGAUCUCGACCUUAGCCUCACCAUGACCCUCUUUAGUUCUCUAGCUGCUCUUGCCGUCUUGCCUCUUCUCCUGCUCGCCUUCGCUCGUUUUUUUACUGCUAUUGAUGUCAGUGCAGUGCCCUACGGCCCAAUUGUUGCAAACCUCCUCUAUCUAUUCGUUCCUGUCACGGCUGGUCUUCUCAUACGUCACUUUCGCCCUAACUGGGCAGAUCGGCUGCGUCGAGGUGUGCAGCCAACGUCUUGCAUCUUCCUCACUUACGUGAUUGGAUUUGGCACUUUUGCCAACUUUUCCAUCUUCCGUCUCAUGGGUCGUUAUCCUCUCAUCAUUGUCGUCGGUGCUGCUCUCCCCAUCAUUGGAUAUGUAGCCGGUUUCCUGCUGGCCCUCCUCUUUCGUCGUCCCUGGCCUGCUGUCGUGGCAAUCUCAAUUGAAACGGGUGUGCAGAAUGUGGGAGUGGGUAUUCUUAUCCUCAUCUCUGCUAUUCCUCAGCCUCAGGGAGAUUUGGGGGCUGUUAUGCCUAUAAUCAUCGCUAUCACAACUCCUCUCGGUCUCCUUGUCGCUCUCAUUGUGCGACUCAUUGUGCGUAGGCGAAAGCGGAGAAGAAAGCACGACGAGGAGGAAUUGGAGGAUGGAAGUUGGGACAGUCAUUGUAGUUUAGACACAGCAGUCGAAAACCGAACAAGAACUGCUCUUGAAACACGAAGCUCAGAUGAGGAGAAGGCGAAGCUUUGA
Messenger RNA from Hydatigera taeniaeformis, 1515 nucleotides. The record is from the annotation of a GenBank genome assembly. Lineage: Eukaryota; Metazoa; Platyhelminthes; Cestoda; Cyclophyllidea; Taeniidae.